AUGGAAUUAAAGAACGCCGAAGAAGUAAAGUUCGAUCAGGAUCUCUGGCUUAUUCAAAUAAAGGAAGGUCUGCAAAUACAGGGCAAGCAAAAAGAAGAAAAGGAGAUUUGCAUAUCCGUUUCUGGUGUGCCCAAGGAGUUGUUGGCAAUGACGCCAGAAGCGUAUAUUCUGCAGUGCGUCUCCAUUGGACCAUAUCACCAUUCUAGAUCACAGCUUUACGAAAUGGAGAGAUAUAAAGUAUCUGCUGUGCGAAGGUUUGAGAAGACGCUAACCGGUGGCUGCAAGCUCGAAUCAGUAGUGGAAGAAGUGAAGAAGUACGACUGGCAGAUCAGGAACUGCUACCACAAAUAUCUCGACUACAAGAAGGAAACCCUGGCAUGGCUUAUGGCUCUUGACGCCUCCUUCGUGCUUGACUGCUUGCAGUUCCAAGUCGAACGGGCAGACCAGCCUUCUUCACAAGUGUCUUCCCACGGUAAGCCACUGGGCAGAGUUUUGGAUCCAACUGGGAGGAGCGCAAUCCACAAUGCGAUUAUGAGAGAUCUGAUGAUGCUAGAGAAUCAGUUACCUUUGUUUCUCUUGCAGAAGCUGCUCCAAAUGGAGUUGGGUUCUCAAGAUAAGGCGGAAGAAAGGCUCUGCAAAUUGGCUGGUGACACGGAUACAGUGAAUAACACUGACUUGGCAUUUAUUGAACGGCAUCUUUGUCCGUCUCAAACCCUAGACACCAUGAGAGAUGCAGCCGCCGCUGAAGCAAAGGAGCUCGAAUUAUCAAUGAGGUUGCGUAUUACAGGUAUUAUUCUUGUUCAUAUGUUUAAAAAAGAUUCAGACAUGGACGAUAUCAUUUCUAAGAAGAAUGAUGACGGGAAUGUCCUGUCCCCGGAUUCAACGUACAUAACGCGUGCUCUGAAAGCUUUAUGGAAGGCCCUCUCUUCGUUAGAAAUCAGCCUUGAUCAACUUGUCUCGGCACUCCCUGAGGGUGUCUUGAAAGGAAAGACUGUCCAGUUGGUGACACAGAUGUCCACGCAUCUUGUUUCCGCUUUUGAAACUCUUUCAACUAAGCGCAAAGAUGAAAUUGAUGAGGAAAAAGAUGAGAGAGGAUAUUCCUCUGCGGAAACUCCUCCUACGCGUGAUGAAUUAGCGAUUCCCUCCGUCUCCAAUUUAUACUCAGCAGGGGUAAAAUUCCUUCCAAUUGAGGGAGACCUUACCACAAUUCGCUUUGACCCGAGGACUGCAACUCUUUAUCUUCCCAAAUUGAGGUUAGAUUCGAGCACGGAAGUAGUUCUCAGGAAUUUGGUGGCGUUCGAAGCUUCGGCGGCUCCUGGUGAUUUGAUCUUCACUCGUUAUAGUGAUUUCAUGAACGGCAUCAUCGACAAAGAGGAAGAUGUUCGGCUUCUGAGAAAAAGCGGGAUUAUCUACAAUCAUCUGGCAGACGACGGGAAAGUGGCAAGCCUGUGGAAUGGCUUGGGUAAAUGCGUGAAAUUGACGAAAGUAAAACAUUUGGAUCAAGUUAUAGCGGAUGUCAACAAGCAUUAUCACAAGAGAUGGCGCGUUGCUAUUAAGAAUAACAUAAGCAAAUACAUAUUUGGUUCGUGGAAGGUCCUCACUGUUGUGGCCGCAGGGAUACUGUUGCUCCUCACUUGCUUAGAGGCUUUUUGUUCUCUGUAUGAGUGUAAACAUUGGUGGAACAACACAAGUUAA
Molecule: messenger RNA, 1695 nt
Organism: Cryptomeria japonica (Japanese cedar)
Lineage: Eukaryota; Viridiplantae; Streptophyta; Pinopsida; Cupressales; Cupressaceae
Product: putative UPF0481 protein At3g02645
Exons: 5
Coding region: 1-1695 (564 amino acids)
Source: RefSeq, a predicted model, not a curated record